This is a messenger RNA of Racocetra fulgida, 160 nucleotides long. The record is from the annotation of a GenBank genome assembly. NCBI's taxonomy places the organism in Eukaryota, Fungi, Glomeromycota, Glomeromycetes, Diversisporales, Gigasporaceae.
UAAUGUUCUUGCUGAUUCUUGUUUGGAAAAAUUAAGUAAAUAUUGGCAAAGCAAAAAAACCAUACUGAGUAUUAUCGAAAUCAUUGAUAUUGCUGGUUUAGUGAAAGGGGCUGCACAAGGUUCUGGAUUAAAUAAUGAGUUUUUAUCUCAUAUUCAGGAG